GGAGAAGCUCUUCGGAGUGCCAUGAAAGAAAUGUCGAGCACAAUGCCAAGCGGGCAACAGCCUCAGAAACAUUAUGGCAUCACUUCUGCCAUAAGCCAUGCACCCCCACGAGAUAUAGACCACCAAUACACCAAGAAGCUUAGUGAUGCUAUGAAACCAUUUGGUGUGUUUGAAGAUGAGGAUGAACUGAACCACAGACUUGCAGUUCUUGGGAAGUUGAAUAACUUUGUAAAAGAAUGGAUAGCUGAGAUCAGUGAAUCAAAGAACCUUCCACCAUCAGCAAUAUGUAGCGUGGGGGGCAAGAUAUUCACAUUUGGCUCAUACCGACUGGGAGUGCACACAAAGGGUGCUGAUAUUGAUGCUUUGUGUGUAGCUCCACGCCAUGUUGAGAGAGCUGACUUUUUCCUGUCUUUCUUUGAGAAGCUAAAACAGCAUGAAGAAAUUAAAGACUUGAGGGCUGUGGAGGAUGCGUUUGUACCUGUGAUCAAAUUCAAAUUUGAUGGAAUAGAGAUUGACUUGCUGUUUGCCAGACUGGCCCUGCAGUCCAUACCAGACAACCUGGACCUAAGGGGGGACUCGCUCCUAAGAAAUCUGGAUAUCCGCUGCAUCCGCAGCCUCAAUGGCUGUCGAGUAACUGAUGAGAUCUUGUACUUAGUGCCAAAUAAGGAGAACUUCAGGCUGACACUGAGAGCCAUCAAACUGUGGGCCAAACGCCGAGGGAUCUACUCCAAUAUGCUGGGUUUUCUGGGAGGAGUGUCGUGGGCCAUGCUGGUGGCCAGGACUUGCCAGCUCUACCCCAAUGCUGUAGCUGCUACAUUGGUCCACAAGUUCUUCCUGGUUUUCUCCAAAUGGGAAUGGCCGAAUCCUGUGCUUUUGAAACAGCCUGAGGACAGUAAUCUCAAUUUGCCUGUGUGGGACCCCAGAGUUAAUCCAUCUGACAGAUACCACCUGAUGCCCAUCAUUACGCCUGCCUACCCCCAGCAGAACUCCACAUACAAUGUCUCUACGUCAACACGCACCAUCAUGAGUGAGGAGUUUAAAUACGGUCUCAGUGUCACAGAUGAGAUUCUUCAAGGGAAGGCGGAAUGGUCCAAACUCUUUGAGCCACCAAACUUUUUUCAAAAGUACAAGCAUUACAUUGUCCUGACUGCCAGUGCAUCCACAGAAGAAAACCACUUAGAAUGGAUUGGUCUGGUGGAGUCAAAGAUCCGGGUUCUGGUUGGCAACUUAGAGAGAAAUGAGUACAUUACCCUGGCCCAUGUCAACCCCCAGUCUUUUCCUGGAUCUAAGGACAACCGAAAUGAGAACGACUUUGUGUCCAUGUGGUUAAUCGGCAUCAUCUUUAAAAAAGUGGAGAAUGCAGAGAGCGUCAAUAUUGACCUGACAUAUGACAUUCAGUCAUUUACAGACACAGUGUACAGACAAGCCAACAACAUCAACAUGUUGAAGGACGGAAUGAAGAUUGAAGCGACGCACGUGAAGAAGAAACAACUGCACCAAUACCUUCCUCCUGAGCUGGUUCAGAAGAAGAAGAGGAGCAUAGCAGAGAUGAACCGCAACUCUAAUGGCGGGAGCUCCAAACGGAUGUCCCUGGACAGCAGUCAUCUGGACAGCUCCAGAGACACAGACUCAGGAACUCCCUUUAGCUCCCCCACCAGCAAACCUUCCAAGACUGUCUCAGACACUGAUGACAGCCCCCCGAAGCCUCUGUUUGUGGACAGCUCCCCGGCAUCCAGUGCCUCGCCUGCUGCUAAUGACCAGGGCAUGUCCAUCCCCGUCCUCGGCUCAAAGCCCGCGAUCAAAGUAAAGGCCCCCUCCCCACCAAUGAGUAGCUCCAUUGCCACAGUAAUGAUUGGGACCGUGAAGCCCGAUGCUACCAGCAGCCCCAGAGAGGAGUCCUUGCCCAAUGGCUGUGAGGGUCCCGUCAAUGGAGCUGCAUCGAAGAGACCGCACUCGCCCACACAAGAAGACCAGGCCAAGAGGCACAAAGACACCGAGGUGGCGCCCACUGAUGACUCGGCAUUCAAAGAGCCCAAUCCACCCUCUUCUGACCCCUGCGCUGAGGGAGAUGGACACAGUAUUACCGCUCUUUCGGGGACAAAGACCAAGCCCAUUCCAAUAAUCGAUACCUCAAGAACACAGAGACUUCCCAGCAUGGAGCUUCCAGAUGCUUCAUCGCCCCUCCCAGCCAGCAGCAGCUGUCGUGUGGUGAAGAAUUCCAUCAAACUGGCCCUCAACCGCCACAACAUCACCCCUCCCAAGCCCCCCACAUUCGAGGGUUCAUUAACUACUGAUACCCCCACAGCUGUCGAGGAAAAAGGCAUGUCCAUUCCCGUCAUCGGCUCAAAACAUAUAGUAUCCAAACAGGUGGCUCCCCCUGUCGGCAGCUCCAUCCCCACAUUAGUAAGCCGAGGCAUUGACCCCAUCAAUGGCACGGCCUCCAAGAGAUCCCAUUCACCCUCCAUGGAGGAGCAGGCCAAGAGGUUGAAAGAGACUGAGAAGGCCAGAAUCCACAUCGCCUGAACACUCAGCCAUAGAAUGUAUACCAUAAGUCUGUGGAUUUACAGAGCCAGAUACCUGGGAGAAGAUUUCAGAGAGGGACUUGCUUGUGUUCAGCCAGAAUCUCUAGAGUCAAGCAGCGGAUAAACGCCACACCCUGGUCUUCUCACGUGGUUUUAUUGUGGGGACGUGACCGUUGAUUCAAUCCAACCAGUCUUUUGUUGGUCCAACGCGGUAGCUCCUCUCUGUCGGUACGCUCCGUCACGCUCCCAAAGCCAGGGCGUAUUCCUCCCAAUACCAGGCUCAGCGGAGGCAGUACCUGACACGAGAGCGGUAAAGCUGG
Lampris incognitus (smalleye Pacific opah) is the source of this 2842-nucleotide messenger RNA. It is a transcript of the gene papolg, whose product is annotated as poly(A) polymerase gamma. The transcript has 24 exons. The record is from RefSeq and is a predicted model, not a curated record. The coding region runs from base 22 to 2523 and encodes 833 amino acids. Gene Ontology annotation, cellular component: nucleus. Gene Ontology annotation, molecular function: RNA binding; poly(A) RNA polymerase activity. Lineage: Eukaryota; Metazoa; Chordata; Actinopteri; Lampriformes; Lampridae.